ACUUCCAUCAAAGAUAUCUUUGCUUCUGUUUACUCUUUAUUCGUGACCAUGGACUCGAAAAGUAAAAUAUAAUAUUUUAUACACUAUUUUAUUAAUUGUAGCCAUGUCAUGACUUGUCGAUUGAAACAAAAAGCGAAAAACAAAGAAUAAAUAAUAGAUUAAAUGUGACAAAAUUAAAAGAGGAAUCGACAUGAAAACACUCUUGGUUUUUGUUCCUUCAAGAUUUGACAGCGAAGAACCGGGUCGAAUGUUUGGCAAAAUUGUCAACGAUAAAGAAAACAGUGUCAGCAAGUUUUACAUUAUUGGCAUACAAGAUUUCCCACUGAAAAUCAACAAUGACAUCCUCGGCUAUUUUUCUGGCACCGACAAGGACAAUUGGCAAUUGUCCAAAAGUCAUUCGAAUUGGAUAAAUUUAUAUUUGAACCCCCUCGAGAGAGAUACAAAAAUCAGUUACGAUUAUUGCUUAGAAAAUAUUUUCAUUGACAAUCAAAAAGUUUCACUCGAAACUUGCCAUGCGAUGGUGAUAAUCUACGAUCAACUAUCACUUCUCAAGUCGGAGAUUUUUGUCAAUUUGACUUCUAAGGAUCACUUUUCGGAAUUAAAAGAGAUAUUGGGAAAGAAGGCGAUUCAAGAUGAAAUUCAAAAGAAAACGUGGUUUAAUAUCGUGAAUGAAGGUUUUCUAAUAAAUAUCGCUCUGCUUUUUUUGUAUCCUAUAGUGUUUUUGUGCAGUGUAACAAAUAUGUUGUUGCCUAUUUUGAAGUACUCUACACUUGGAUUACAUGUGAAUGGAUGGCUUGAGAAUUUAAGGUGGAUGCUAAAUUCAAUUAUUGAGCGGAGGAGAAUUACUAUUAAAACAGGAAAUCAUAUUUUGGCGACAAUUGUGGAUGUUCUUCUUGGAAUUCUUAUGUUGAGAUUACUUUCUGCAAACAUUGGCAAUGUUGUUCCGUCUUCAAUUUUAUUGGACAAUGCUGACAAAGUUGUAAAGUCAUUGAAAGGACUUGUUAACUGGUUAAUGGGAUCGCCAGCCGGAUUGAAAUUGAAUCAUUCUUUUAACGCAGUGCUGGGAAAGUUCUUUCUCUAUCACAUUCACUUAUGGUGGACUUUUCUUGUUGUUCUCAAACCUUUAUUGGAUUUUGCUUUCAAAGUUUUGUUGCUCUUUGGAGGUUUGGGUAUUACCUUUCAAAUAUCGAUAGCUGCUGAUCUUUUGGCACUCGUCAGCUUUCAUUCAUACUGCAUUUAUGUUUAUGCAGCAAGAUUGUUUAAUAUACAGGUGAGAGGUCUGACUGCAUUGUUUAGACUAUUUUUGGGAAAGAAAAAGAAUCCACUGAGAGAAAGAGUUGAUUCUUGUGAAUAUCAGCCAGAUCAAUUAUUCGUAGGAACUUUAAUUUUCACGAUUCUCUUAUUUCUCAUGCCAACAACAUGGGUCUAUUAUUCCGUUUUCACGACUCUCCGGUUGAUAAUGAUAGGUCUUGGAGGGACAUUAACAAGACUGAGAUUUCAUGUCCAGGUUAUACCAAUCUACACAUUUUUCAAUUGGAUUUUCAAAACCAAGAGUGCGAGCAGUUCUAUGAAUGUGAGACUUUAUAGUAGGGCAGAAGGACCUAUUACGUUAAUUUCAAAGACUGUCGUCUCUCCUUGGAGUAAAACUUGGAAGCAGUGCGUUCCUGAUACUAUCAAAUUUUAUCCACCAAUUGAAUGGAAUGCGAUUGUAAAAAAUAUUAUUUGGGGACAAUUGCUCUAUCCCUUGUAAGAUAAUUGGCACAUUUUUUUAUUCUGAUUGAGGUACAAAACGUUCAUUAAUUUUAUAAUAA
Molecule: messenger RNA, 1811 nt
Organism: Belonocnema kinseyi
Lineage: Eukaryota; Metazoa; Arthropoda; Insecta; Hymenoptera; Cynipidae
Gene: PIG-Q
Product: phosphatidylinositol N-acetylglucosaminyltransferase subunit Q
Exons: 5
Coding region: 191-1750 (519 amino acids)
Biological process (GO): GPI anchor biosynthetic process
Cellular component (GO): endoplasmic reticulum; membrane
Source: RefSeq, a predicted model, not a curated record